Ceratitis capitata (Mediterranean fruit fly) is the source of this 1277-nucleotide messenger RNA. It is a transcript of the gene Rpn11, whose product is annotated as 26S proteasome non-ATPase regulatory subunit 14. Gene Ontology annotation, biological process: proteasome-mediated ubiquitin-dependent protein catabolic process; protein deubiquitination. Lineage: Eukaryota; Metazoa; Arthropoda; Insecta; Diptera; Tephritidae. Bases 212 to 1138 code for a protein of 308 amino acids. The transcript has 3 exons. Gene Ontology annotation, cellular component: proteasome regulatory particle, lid subcomplex. The record is from RefSeq and is a predicted model, not a curated record. Gene Ontology annotation, molecular function: proteasome binding; protein binding; metallopeptidase activity.
GCUCAGCGGCAAUCAAACAACAGUCUACACUGAACAUACCGCACCGCUGUGACGGUGCACAUUUUCUCUGACAUUUCUAAUUGUCAAAUUGCUUGCAGUGACAUUUAUAAAUUUUGCUGUGUUGUGUUCUUGCAUUUUUUCCUCAAAAGUUACCGGAAUAUUAUAAAUUUUCGAUCAUUAUUACACAUUUUUAAACGUUACACUUAUAAGCAUGGAUCGUUUAUUGCGUUUGGGAGGCGCUAUGCCGCAAGCACCACCACCAACAGAUGCCCCUGUUGUGGAUACUGCUGAGCAAGUAUACAUCUCUUCGUUGGCGUUACUAAAAAUGUUAAAACAUGGUCGUGCUGGUGUACCAAUGGAAGUUAUGGGUUUAAUGUUGGGCGAAUUUGUAGAUGAUUACACGGUACAAGUAAUCGAUGUAUUUGCUAUGCCGCAAACAGGUACUGGCGUUUCGGUUGAAGCUGUUGAUCCAGUGUUUCAAGCGAAAAUGUUGGAUAUGUUAAAACAGACUGGCAGACCGGAAAUGGUAGUUGGUUGGUAUCACUCGCAUCCUGGUUUCGGUUGUUGGUUAUCUGGUGUCGAUAUCAAUACACAACAAUCUUUUGAAGCAUUAUCGGAACGUGCUGUGGCCGUUGUUGUUGAUCCGAUACAAUCGGUGAAGGGCAAAGUAGUUAUUGAUGCCUUCCGUCUUAUCAACCCGAAUAUGUUGGUAUUGGGGCAAGAACCGCGUCAGACUACCUCAAAUUUAGGUCAUCUCCAAAAACCUUCAGUGCAGGCCUUGAUACAUGGCCUUAAUCGGCAUUACUACUCGAUUAGUAUUAAUUAUCGUAAGAAUGAAUUAGAACAAAAAAUGCUUCUUAAUCUGCACAAAAAGUCUUGGAAGGAUGGUCUGACAUUGGCUGAUUACAAUGAACAUUGUUCGAUCAACGAAAGUACGGUGCAAGAAAUGCUCGAAUUAGCUAAAAACUAUAACAAGUCACUUGAGGAUGAAGAAAAAAUGACACCCGAACAGCUGGCGAUCAAGAAUGUUGGAAAGCAAGAUCCCAAACGGCAUCUUGAAGAGAAAGUCGAUAAGGUGAUGCAAAACAACAUUGUACAAUGCCUUGGUGCUAUGCUCGAUUCAGUUGUAUUUAAGUGAGCUAGUGAUUUUCUGUGGCAUUUGACUUUGAAACAUACAAACUGAACUGCAAAGGAGUUCAAUGUACUAUGCAUUAAUGUAUUUUUAAAAAUAACAAAUCUUAACUGAAAUAAAAAAUAAACAAAACUCUUUUUUGUAC